AUUCACAAACAAGACUCCUCUCCGACGUGUGUCUGUCUUCGCAUUUUCCAGCGAUGCAGAACUCCACUGCGGCUCUGCCGCCACAAGACGACGACGACGACAGCCGCCGCCUCUUCCUUCCACUUCUCGAUUCUCCGCCGGAAACCGUCGCCGGAGGAGCUCCCAAAGUUGCCGCUGAAAGAGAGAGCCGCCGUCGUCUCAAUAAAUACGUGCUCGCCGCCGCUGUUCUGGCUUCCACCAACUCCGUUCUCCUCGGCUACGAUAUAGGAGUGAUGAGUGGUGCGAUUUUGUACAUCAAAGAGAAUCUGACGAUUACCACAGAACAAGAAGAGAUCUUAGUUGGUUCUUURAACGUUUGUUCUCUCAUCGGAGCUCUCGCCUCCGGCAAGACCUCCGACUGGAUCGGCCGGCGAUAUACAAUUGUCAUCGCAGCGGCCACAUUCCUCGCCGGCGCGAUAUUGAUGAGCUUCGCACCGUCUUUCCCCUUCAUCGUCGCCGGACGCGUCGUCGCCGGCAUCGGCGUAGGAUUCUCCCUCACGAUCGCUCCGGUGUACAUCGCCGAGCUCUCGCCGGCGUUAACUCGCGGCCUCCUCACGUCUCUGCCGGAGAUCUUCAUCAACGCCGGAAUUUUACUUGGAUACAUCUCGAAUUACGCUUUCGCCGGUCUUCCUGCAAGCAUAAACUGGAGAUUGAUGCUCGGAAUCGCAGCAUUUCCGGCGGUAUUUGUCGCCUUCGGCAUCUCCGCCAUGCCGGAAUCGCCUCGCUGGCUUGCGAUGAAAGGUCGAGAAAUCGAAGCGAAACGAAAUCUGAUCAAAAUUUCCGAUUCGAAUGAAGAAGCCGAACUCAGAUUUAGAGAAAUUAUAAAAUCCGCUUCCUCUGCUUCCGGCAAAUGGCGCGGCGAAGGCGUGUGGAAAGAAUUGUUACUGAAUCCUUCUCCGUCGGUCCGCCGAAUUCUGAUCGCCGCCAUUGGAGUCAAUUUCUUCAUGCAGGCUUCUGGAAACGACGCCGUUGUGUAUUACAGUCCGGAGGUUUUUCGAGACGCCGGAAUUGAAGAUAACAAGCAACUCGUCGGCGUAACAGUCAUAAUGGGAAUCGCGGCCGUUUCGGUGAACCGGUUGGUAAGUGGUUUGGUGGCAAUGACAUUUCUGACAAUUUCGAGGAAAAUAACGUUCGGAGGUAUGUUUUUCUGCCUCGCCGGGAUAAUGGCGGCGGCGACGGCUUUCUUUUACCGCUUUCUGCCGGAGACUAAGGGAAGAAGUUUGGAAGAAAUUGAAACUCUCUUUGAGGACGAACUUCAUUAGGAAAAAAAAAUCAAAUAAAUAAAUCUCAUUUUAUUUUGGUC
Momordica charantia (bitter melon) is the source of this 1342-nucleotide messenger RNA. RefSeq names its product polyol transporter 5. The record is from RefSeq and is a predicted model, not a curated record. Gene Ontology annotation, molecular function: carbohydrate transmembrane transporter activity. Lineage: Eukaryota; Viridiplantae; Streptophyta; Magnoliopsida; Cucurbitales; Cucurbitaceae. Gene Ontology annotation, cellular component: membrane. Gene Ontology annotation, biological process: transmembrane transport.